Molecule: messenger RNA, 2588 nt
Organism: Perca flavescens (yellow perch)
Lineage: Eukaryota; Metazoa; Chordata; Actinopteri; Perciformes; Percidae
Gene: tpm2
Product: tropomyosin 2 (beta)
Exons: 9
Coding region: 181-1035 (284 amino acids)
Source: RefSeq, a predicted model, not a curated record
GCGCAACUGCUAGGCUAUUCCAUCCUCGAGCUCUCCCCGCGCCACUCAGCACGAGCGCUCCUGUCCACCUGAGUCCCUGUCACAGACCUCUGUCUCUGUCUCUGACUCUGUCUGUGUCUCUGUCCGGACUAACCGAGCCCACUCGUCCCUCCGCUGAGAAACUAGCCGACCUGAGGAAACAUGGAGGCCAUCAAGAAGAAGAUGCAGAUGCUGAAGCUGGAUAAGGAGAACGCGAUAGACCGGGCAGAGCAGGCGGAGGGGGACAAGAAGGGAGCAGAGGACAAAUGCAAACAGCUGGAGGAGGAGCUGCUGGGUCUGCAGAAGAAGCUGAAAGGAGUGGAGGAUGAGCUGGACAAAUACUCAGAGUCGCUGAAGGAUGCCCAGGAGAAGCUGGAGCAGGCGGAGAAAAAGGCGACAGAUGCUGAGGCUGAGGUGGCGUCUCUAAACAGGCGUAUCCAGCUGGUGGAGGAGGAGUUGGACCGCGCUCAGGAGAGACUGGCGACUGCUCUGCAGAAGCUGGAGGAGGCUGAGAAAGCUGCGGAUGAGAGCGAGAGAGGGAUGAAGGUCAUAGAGAACAGAGCAUCCAAAGACGAGGAGAAGAUGGAGAUCCAGGAGAUGCAGCUGAAGGAGGCCAAACACAUCGCUGAGGAGGCCGACCGCAAAUAUGAAGAGGUUGCGCGUAAACUGGUGAUCCUGGAGGGUGAUCUGGAGCGCUCGGAGGAGCGGGCGGAGGUGGCCGAGGCGCGGGUGAGGGAGCUGGAGGAGGAGCUCCGACUAAUGGACCAGAAUAUGAAGUCCAUGAUGUGCGGAGAGGAAGAGUACUCGCAAAAGGAGGACAAAUACGAAGAAGAAAUCAAAGUUCUUACUGACAAACUGAAAGAGGCUGAGACCCGUGCCGAGUUUGCAGAGAGGUCUGUGGCCAAGCUGGAGAAGACCAUCGAUGAUUUGGAAGAGAAACUGGCCCAGGCCAAAGAGGAGAACCUGGACAUGCACCAGGUGUUGGACCAAACCCUUUUGGAGCUCAACAACCUAUAGAGACCACCUCAGAGCUUUAAUCAACGCUUUAAUCCCCCAACCCAACCCAAGCUCCCAGCGCAGACCUGUACAGAUGGAGUCUGAAUGUAACAUCAACGUCAUGUGAGGAUGGUUCAGACGUCAGUCUGGAGCCCCUUGCAAGAACGUGUCUAUGGCUAACUCAAAGAUAUUUAGUGUGCACUACAAACUAUUGCAAGUCUCUUUAAUCAGAAAAUGAUCUGAUCUUCAAUACAAGGUUCCUUGGGCCUCAUUUAUCAACAGUGCAUAGAAAAUGAUCUAAAUUCUGUCUUACAAAUUAAAUUUAGUAUGUGCUUAAGAACAAAAAAAAUCUGUAUGUAUCAAACGUGCGCAAGUAAAUCGUGUGCACAUCAGUAAGUAAUCAAUCUUGAUAGAUCCCACCUGUUCUUAACCACCAUGCUCGUUCACACUUAGGCCAAUGCAUUCAGAAAUGUCUCCAAUUAACCAUAUAUGGUAACAACAGAUCCCUUUAUCAAUCACGUGAAUGUGUUAGUCCCUCGCCGCAAUAAUGGCAAAGAAGAAGAACUUCUCAAACCGUGAAAUGAAGCUACUGGUAGAUGUGCUUGAAUCCAACCAACAAAUAUUGUUUGGUUCACUCAGGGCAGGACGAAUUACAAACAAAAGACAAAAAUUCUGCAUUGGAGAAGGUCACGGAUAUCACGACACAAAUCCAACAGUAUGUUUUUGGGGAUGCGGCACCUACUUAGAAGUUGCUCUGUGCCCUCGCCAAGCAGAUCAGCGCCAUCUUUGAGCACAUUGUUUGCCAAGUCUUCCAAUAACGCAAGAUACGCCACAGCACUAUAUUUCAAACAUUUGUCACAACGGUCUUUUAUCCGGUUUGACACCAAUUGGGCAACUUGUCCGUUUUAAAACUAGAAAAAUGACUAAUUGAGUGUUUUGUAAUAAAAAGAAACACUGGACACGUGUGGAUGUUGAUUGUGUGAUGCAUACUGUGACACUCCUAAUUUUUAUUUGUAGUAUGGCUCUUCUACCACUAGAUUUUGUUGGCAUGGCCAGAGCUGUGCUUAUAUUCAUACACAUUCCUAAGUGUAAGUGCACGUUGGUAAAUUCCACACUUUGCGUGGUAACGUUCUGACGCAUUACAUACGCACAUAACAGUGCGUACACGCGGUUGAUAAGUGAGGCCCCUUGCGUUCACAUGUGACUAUCUUGUGUGCAUGUAAAAAGUCACUCAUGGGCACAACUGUCCCAAGAGCAAAUGUUUCCGCUGGAACAGUUUCUCUUGUUUGACCAAACAUGACGAAGCAUUUCUCAUUGGACAUAGGAAUCAUCAGGAAUGUAGCAAAGCUCACUUAUGUAUUGUCAUCUUUUCAGAGCAAUGAUAAGAAACUCAAACUCAUACAAGAUAGUUGCUGCUGCACACAAGGACACCUUUCUCCUUCACACAACAUGGUUUCUAGUACAGGAAAUAGUUUACCUGGAUAAAUAAAGGUUUAAAAAAAAAAUAUAUAUCCUAAUAUAACAUAUGAAACUAGAAAAUGUAGUCAAAAAAGUAGGGCCUAAACUCAAAGGAA